Messenger RNA from Medicago truncatula (barrel medic), 2197 nucleotides. RefSeq names its product rust resistance kinase Lr10. The record is from RefSeq and is a predicted model, not a curated record. Gene Ontology annotation, molecular function: ATP binding; protein kinase activity; polysaccharide binding. Gene Ontology annotation, biological process: protein phosphorylation. The coding region runs from base 139 to 1977 and encodes 612 amino acids. The transcript is spliced from 3 exons. Lineage: Eukaryota; Viridiplantae; Streptophyta; Magnoliopsida; Fabales; Fabaceae.
AAUAUUGUUAACAUACCCAACAAAUAAUUCCAUCUGAUCUUAUGAGAGGAAAUUAUUUGAAAGCUGUUAUAGUCACAGUGAUCUAUAGUUAAGAGUCUGAGACAGAUUACUAUUGCUCAAGAUUUAAGAAUCAAUAUCAUGAACACUUAUUCUCAUGUUAUGGGAUGGUUGUUGUUCGUGUUUUACCUUAAUAUGUUCGUGCAUGGAACAACAACAUGUCCAGAAGAUUUAACAUGUGGAAAUCAAGUUAUCAAGUUCCCUUUCCGAAUCAAAAACCGUCAAUCACCCAUGUGUGGCUAUUCAGGAUUUGAGUUAUUUUGUACAUCAAAUAAUGAAACUAUCAUUGAACUUCCACACAAAGUGAAACUCAAUGUCAAGAACAUUGACUACAAACACCAAACUAUUCAACUAUCCGAUCCACAAAGUUGUCUUUACAAACAUAUCCACAACCUUAAUCUUUCAGAAUCUCAUUUCAACUACUUGAAACAUGACUAUGAUGAUUUUGUCGACUAUCACUUUAUCAAUUGUUCACUUUUGAUUAGAGACGACAUAGAUUCUUAUUUGGUUCCAUGUCUAAGUACCUCAACCUCUCAGACAUAUGCUAUAUCUUCUUUUACCGUUAUUGACAGCUUUCCUCUUUCGCUUUGCACCAAAAUGUUUAACGUUUCAACAAAUGUUAUUGAUUUUCUAGACAAAAACUCUCUUCGUUUGAUGUGGUCUGAGCCUAGUUGUAAACAUUGUGAAUCAAAAGGAAAAAUAUGUGGUUGGAAGAAUACUGUUGGUAAUAGUACCAACAAGGAAGUAGAUUGUUUCCCCAAAAAGAAGAAAGGUUCAUCAAAGGCUCUAGUGAACACAGGAUCAAUUUUAGGAUCAUUGUUUUUUAUCUUGUUGAUUGGUGGAAUCUACCAUAUUUAUGACUCUUACAUACUAAAGAAAGAAAAACAAGCAAUUGUAGAAAAGUUUUUAGAAGACUAUAGAGUUCUUAAGCCCACCAGAUACUCUUAUGUAGAAAUCAAGAGAAUCACAAAUAAUUUCGGGGAUAUGUUAGGACAAGGAGCCUAUGGAACUGUUUAUAAAGGAAGCAUUUCAAAAGAAUUUAGUGUUGCUGUGAAGAUACUAAAUGUUUCUCAGGGAAAUGGCCAAGACUUCCUAAAUGAAGUUGGUACAAUGAGUAGAAUCCACCAUGUUAAUAUUGUCCGAUUGGUCGGUUUCUGUGCUGAUGGAUUUAAAAGAGCUCUUAUUUAUGAAUAUUUACCAAAUGGUUCUCUGCAAAAGUUCAUAAAUUCACCGGACAACAAGAAAAACUUCCUUGGCUGGAAAAAGUUGCACGAAAUUGCUUUAGGAAUAGCUAAAGGAAUUGAAUAUCUUCAUCAAGGUUGUGAUCAACGCAUCCUCCAUUUCGAUAUCAAGCCACAAAAUGUGUUACUUGACCAUAACUUUAUUCCAAAAAUAUCUGACUUUGGUCUAGCUAAAUUAUGUUCAAGGGAUCAGAGCAUAGUAUCAAUGACUGCAGCUAGAGGAACAUUGGGGUACAUUGCUCCAGAAGUUUUUUCAAGGAACUUCGGAAAUGUGUCUUACAAAUCAGAUGUUUACAGUUAUGGAAUGAUGUUGCUUGAAACAAUAGGAGGAAGGAAGAUCACAGAGGACUUAGAGGAAAACAGUAGUCAUGUUUACUAUCCGGAAUGGAUUUAUAAUCUUAUAGAUGAUGAAGAGGAAAUGAAAAUUCAUAUUGAUGAUGAAGGGGAUGAAAAAAUUGCAAGAAAAAUGGCCAUUGUGGGACUAUGGUGCAUUCAGUGGCAUGCUAUGGAUCGACCAUCAAUGCAAAUGGUGGUUCAGAUGUUGGAGGAAAAUAUAGACAAAACUCCAAUACCUCCCAAUCCUUUUGAUUCCCAAUCUAGACAACCUAGGAGGACUGAUGCAACUGCAACUACUAGACAAGUAACCCACAAUUUAGAUGUAAUUCAAGAGAUAGAUUGACUUACAAUUGUGAAAUAUAUUUUACUUUAUCUUUACUUUUUUUUUUGUUCUUUUUAUCAAUCAAAUUGACAUUAGAAUAGCACCAAAUUAAGUAAAUGCUAAAGUGGAGGAGCUUAUCAUAUAGAUCUUGGGGUUUUUUUACUCAUAGAUUUUAAGUUAAUUUUCUUGAUGUUGACAUUUUGUACUGCAAAGGUUUACCAUUUUAAUUUUUUUUAAACAG